This is a messenger RNA of Penicillium cinerascens, 1494 nucleotides long. RefSeq lists its product as uncharacterized. Bases 1 to 1494 code for a protein of 497 amino acids. The transcript has 3 exons. Lineage: Eukaryota; Fungi; Ascomycota; Eurotiomycetes; Eurotiales; Aspergillaceae. The record is from RefSeq and is a predicted model, not a curated record.
AUGACUCGCAAGGCCAAGGCUACCAUUGUUGUCCUCUCGACUCUAAUCCUAUACUUAUGCAUCAACAGCCUCUCACGCAUUCUCAAACCAACCGCCUUUCUCUGGUAUGAGGAAGACAAAGAAGAGCGGAGCUGGAUCGCGAGCUCGCGGUUCUGGCUCGACCGCAAGAGCUGCCGCUGGCUUGGUGUCUGCGGCGCAGCGCAUUUCCAAACGGCUGACGCACAGUUUGGACACCACAGCUCGUCAAGCCUUUCAGGGUCAAACGAUACCGAGUCGGAGCCGUGGCGGUCGUUCUGGUUCAGUGGGGUUAGUAAUCGGUCCAAGUGGGAUGCCGAGGAGUGGGCUAGGCGGGAGAUCCCCGGCUAUGUUUUUGACUAUGCCCCACUCGUUCAUCUUUAUUCUGGAGAGCAGUUUUGGCCCGGCGACAUCGCAGAGCAUCUCAACCAUACCAAUCCUAUGCUCAAUUACACUCCGGUCCAGACCCAAUGGGAUCAUCCGACACUGAAGAACCUUGAUGACCUUAACCAAUGGGAAGGGGGGCGCCAUGUAUUCUUGACUACUGUCGACGACGUUCAGUCCCAGCCCCCUUGGCUGGAGGAUGAGAAGAAUAUCCCGGAAUCCGACGAGGAGACGAAAGAAUCAUGGGCCGAUUGGGACGGUCGAUUGGAUGGAAAGAUCCCGGGUGAUACCGAACUGGAUUGUGCCAAGUGGUUUGGUCUGAGAAACCAGAAAGGCGAGGAUAAAAAUAAGGAUUCAUCUCAAUCACACCGACUGCUGAAACAAGAGCUGCGCAAAGGCUACGGCGGUAAGGAGAUUCAAGACCCUCUCCAAGAUACGCCCACCAACCAAGCGGGGGCUCGCAGCGACGCACCUGCGAUCUUGCUCCUGAUGGAUAAGGGCAACGCCGUCAUCAAUAUGCGGUUUGGCAACCAUAUCGGGAAUUGGGAGCAUUGCCUCGUGCGAUUCUAUGACGGUCAGCCAAAGGCCCUCUUCUUCAGUGCCCACACAGCUGGUGAAGCUUAUCGAUAUGAAGCCAUCGAAAAGAUCGGACAACGGCCGGUAAUCUACUCUGCCAAGGGAAGUCAUGCAAUGUAUGCCACUGCCGGAGUGCAUGAGUACAUCCUGCCAUGGGGACUUCUGCAUGAUGUGACGGAUCGGGGCCCACUGUGGGAUCCCUUGCUCAACUCCCAUGCAUAUACAUAUGACUUUGACAACGACGCCCUGCGCGCAUCCACAUUCAACCCCGCCUCGCCUACAGAGUGGUUCCACUUCCGCGGCCAUUGGGGCGACAAGUUCUAUCAGCUGAGUGACUCGCGACAGUACCGAUUCGCCGGUCAAUACCACUAUGUAAAUGGACCCCUCGGACCUCGGUUCAAGCAUCUCAACCGGCGCAAGGUGUGCCAGGGUCCAGACAGUGCCCCUUGCGUAAUCAAAGAUUGGAUUGGAGAAGACAAGCGAAGUCCACGGUGGGACUCCGUCGGCUUUGGAGAGUGA